Messenger RNA from Bombus huntii, 1831 nucleotides. Its product is annotated as odorant receptor Or1-like. Gene Ontology annotation, molecular function: olfactory receptor activity; odorant binding. Bases 1 to 1716 code for a protein of 571 amino acids. The record is from RefSeq and is a predicted model, not a curated record. The transcript is spliced from 9 exons. Gene Ontology annotation, cellular component: plasma membrane. Gene Ontology annotation, biological process: sensory perception of smell; detection of chemical stimulus involved in sensory perception of smell. Lineage: Eukaryota; Metazoa; Arthropoda; Insecta; Hymenoptera; Apidae.
AUGGAGAUUUGCUACAACGUGGAAACGCAGGACGAUUUGAGUGAGAAUUUUGGCAUAACUGUCACGGCACUUAUCACCAGUUGCAAACUUAUGAGCUUAGUCGUAGGGCGAAAAACUAUCAUAAAUAUGUUGGAUCUACUCAAGAAGAAGCCCUUUGUACCAGAGAACAAUGGGGAAGUACAAAUUCACGCGAAAUACGACAAUCUAAUCGAAAAAGUCGCGAUGUUCUAUACAAUCCAAGUCACAUUUUGUGUGCUUGCUUUAGUAGGAACGACAUUGGUCAGUAACUUCAAAUUGAAAAAAUUAAUGUUUCGCGCUUGGUUUCCUUUCGACUUCACCUCCUCGUGGCUUGCGUUUUCUAUGACGUUCAUCUAUCAAUUCGUGGGUUUAAUGAUCAUAGCCACUGGCGUCAGUAUGUUCGACACGUUUUUCGCUGGCCUGUUGCUUCACAUCUGUUGUCAAUUCGAGAUGUUGAUAGAUCGCCUGCACAAUAUCGGAGGAAAUGAAAUUCAAUCGUUAAAAGACUGCGUUCGGCACCAUAAUAUGAUAUUCAGAUUCGCCGAAAUAGUAAACAAUUUUUUUAACAAAAUCAUGUUCGUGCAAUUUAUGGUAAGCACAGUCGCGAUAUGCUUUACUCUUUAUCAACUAACAGAAACAAACGACAGUUUGCAAAUAAUUGGAUGGACAUCGUUCAUGUUUUCCGCUUUAAUUCAAACUUUCUACUUUUGUUGGUUCGGAGAUGCAGCGAAAGUAAAGAGCCUCGAUAUUUCUAAUAUGUUAUAUCAUAGCGAUUGGCCAAAUUUGAGCAACGACGCUAGGAAGAUGCUUCUGAUAAUCAUGGCACGUUCAUUGACACCCGUGGAGAUUACAAGCGCCUAUAUUCUACCCAUGAACUUGGAAUCUUUCAAGAGAUUGAUGAAAACCACUUACUCGGCGUAUAACAUGCUGGUACAGAAUAAGUCGUCGCGACGAAUUGCGAUUUGUUACACAAUUCUGGUGGAGGUGGCUGCGAUAUGGAUAUUCGUAAGAGCGUUCCUCACGGACUUCAAGAAGAGAAAACUAGUCUUUCGAGCUUGGCUACCGUACGAUUAUUCGGAGCUGUUGCCAUACACGUUCAGUUACGCUUACGAAGUUGCCACUUCGUUGCUGUGCUCUUGUCAAAACGUUGCUAGUGACACGCUAUUCGCUGGCUUGCUGAUUCAAAUUAACGGCCAGUUCGAAAUACUCGAGGAACGUCUGAGAAACAUCGAGGAGGACUCGAAUUAUUCGGCGAAGCAGUGCGUCAAACAUUAUCAACAAAUUUACAAAUUCUCUAAAACGGUGAACGAGAAAUUCAAAAUAAUACUUUUCUUGCAAUUUUGUACGAUCGCAUUUACGCUAUGCUUUAAUCUCUACCGAAUGACCAACAUAACGAUGCUUUCUAAAUUUCUGGAGGCGUCGCUUUUCCUAGUUCGCAUUAUAGCGCAGAUACUGUAUUAUUGUUGGUUCAGUAACGAAGUGAAAUUGAAGAGCCUUCAGGUGCCUGCCAUGAUAUUUAAGAGCAAUUGGGCAUCGUGGGAUACGAAAACAAAGAAGAUUCUCUUAGUGAUCAUGACACGAGCGACACAUCCUAUAGAAUUUACGAGUGGCUACCUGGUAACAUUGAACAUCGAUUCUUUCGUAGCGCUGAUGAAAACCUCAUACUCAGUUUUUAACUUGUUGCAACAAACUAAAUGACGAUACGAAGUGAAAGAGCAGCGGAUCUUGACAUUAUAUCUUUGGAUUUUUCUGGAUGAGUACGUUCUGCAAGUGUACCGAGGCAUGUAGAGUACAUAGCAAUAAACUUUAUAUC